This is a messenger RNA of Aspergillus luchuensis, 816 nucleotides long. RefSeq names its product putative U1 snRNP complex component Yhc1. Gene Ontology annotation, biological process: mRNA 5'-splice site recognition; spliceosomal snRNP assembly; mRNA splicing, via spliceosome. The transcript is spliced from 4 exons. Gene Ontology annotation, molecular function: zinc ion binding; pre-mRNA 5'-splice site binding. Gene Ontology annotation, cellular component: U1 snRNP; nucleus. NCBI's taxonomy places the organism in Eukaryota, Fungi, Ascomycota, Eurotiomycetes, Eurotiales, Aspergillaceae. The record is from RefSeq and is a predicted model, not a curated record. The coding region runs from base 1 to 816 and encodes 271 amino acids.
AUGCCCAAAUUCUUCUGCGACUACUGCGAUGUAUACCUCACGCACGACUCGAUGAGCGUGCGCAAGGCGCAUAACGCCGGACGUAACCAUCUCAGAAACGUUCUGGAAUACUACCAACAAAUCGGACAAGAAAAGGCCCAAUCGGUCAUCGACUCCAUCACGUCGUCCUACGCCGCCGAAGGCCAGGCUGUCCCGAACCCCGCGAUGGCUCCUCCGGGGGCUUACCCUCCUCCAUUCGGCUUCCCUGGUAUGUCACGCUUCGCCACCUACUACAUACCAUGCACCACUACUACAUCGAUCAACAAACUAACACCCUCUCCUCAGGUCGACCAGGUCAACUCCCUCCCCCUCCGUUCGGAAUGCCUCCUCUGGGUGCACCCGGCGCGCCGGGCAUGCCUCCUCGUACGUUACACUUCUAUCCCCCAACAUCCCAAACCCACACCUGAGGUAUCUUAUCUAACCUUCAUGAAAACAGCCCCCGGAGCAAGAGGUCUCCCCUUCCCCCCUCCCUUCCCCGGUCCAGCAGGCGCCGCCCCUCCUGCCGGUCUCCCCCCUCUCCCCAACAUGCCCCCGGGCGCCCAGGGCUUCCCUCCUCCGCCUGGCGGAUUCCCUCCUAACUUCCCGACCCCUCCCCCCGGUGCUGCUGCUGCCGGGUUCCCCCCGAUUCCUCCCCCAGGUCAAGCUCCAGCAGGAUACAGCCCCAGUCCUACACCCGGUAUAGCUGGACCGCCGGGACAGGAUGGUGGUUACGCACCACCGCCCGGUAUGGGCGCCGGUUUGCCUGGCCCGCCUCCGGGAUUGGGUGAUAAGCGGUGA